AUGAACGCCGGGAGUACCGGCGGUGCAAUUACUACUGCACCGGGCAACUAUUAUUCUCUCGAGAGCUGUAUCGACGCUUGCACGGUAGCUGGACCGAGUUCCUGUCUCGUUGCAUACUGGAAUUCGGUCGCCCAUACGUGCAGCCUGUACAGCAAGGUCAAUAGUGGUGGUGUCCCUUCUCUGGCUGGCGGGCAGACCCCGGCCAAGGUUGUCGGUGGUGGUAUUCGGACCGCAAGGCUCCUUACGGGCCAACCAGUCCCAAAUGUGGUGGACGCAACUUACCUCCUUGCUCCCGGAGCCGAUCUGGGGCUCUGCAACAACGGCAAUUACCAGUUGACCUUUAUCGGUGUGUUCUAUAACGGGGCCACGGGUACGGGCCCUCCCACGAUCAACACGAACCGAGACAACAUCUGGUAUGUGUCUUGCGGUGCCUCAUACCAGAAUUCGCAGUCGGGGACGCAACUUGUCCCAGCCUACUCCCCGACGAACCCCGUUUUCGGCUUCACCUCAGCCCCGACAACGGCGGACGACUGUGCCCGCGUCUGUCAGUCGUAUCACAGUUACUUUCUUUUGUUCGGCGCGGGCAACCCCGACUGCAACCUCUGGCAGUGGGUUCCCAACGCCAGCACCAAAUGCCAGCUGUUUCCUAGUAAUGCUGGCGUUGUCAAUGGCCAAGGUCCACCGACCAUGACGGAUGGGAGUAGCAAUAGCAUCUUCGCCGCUGGCAUCCUCCGGGGUAAUUCCGGGACGGAAUACUCGGGACAGGCACAGUACAAGAAACGAUCUCUCCCUGCGGGCCUGGACUAUCGGCGCCGCCAUGCCAGGGACUCUCUGAUCGACGACGGAAGUGUCCCGGAUGUUAUUCUUAAGUUCAACAAGCGGACUGGCAACUGGACCGAAGUGAUGUGA
Molecule: messenger RNA, 909 nt
Organism: Fonsecaea erecta
Lineage: Eukaryota; Fungi; Ascomycota; Eurotiomycetes; Chaetothyriales; Herpotrichiellaceae
Exons: 1
Coding region: 1-909 (302 amino acids)
Source: RefSeq, a predicted model, not a curated record